Messenger RNA from Lachancea lanzarotensis, 2526 nucleotides. Its product is annotated as LALA0S06e07932g1_1. NCBI's taxonomy places the organism in Eukaryota, Fungi, Ascomycota, Saccharomycetes, Saccharomycetales, Saccharomycetaceae. The coding region runs from base 1 to 2526 and encodes 841 amino acids. Gene Ontology annotation, cellular component: cytosol; nucleus. The record is from RefSeq and is a predicted model, not a curated record. Gene Ontology annotation, molecular function: protein phosphatase regulator activity; protein phosphatase binding. The transcript has a single exon.
AUGUCUUUUUGGCCGUUUGGACAUAACGACCAUUCCAAUAUCCAUCGGAUACUGGAAGAGUAUUUUCAGAUACUGCAUGCGCUUGAGAAACGCGAUGAGAUACGAGCAGAACCACGAUUAGCAGGGGAUUUACCAAGCCAUGAUGAACUUACCACAGGAUGUGCCGAGGACGUAAACGGGAUACAGCAUCAUUCAGAAGACGAAGUCAGCACUGUGGGCUCUUAUAACUCUACGACGCAUCGUUCUAGUCGUGCACCCAGUCUGUCCCAGCUUAGCAGUGCAUACAUCGAUAGCAUUCUUGCCGAAUCAGAGCUGCUUAAUGAGCUUACGCGCCAGAAUAACACGCUUCUAGAUUUCCUUUGCUUUGGCUACUUUUUCAAUUCAGAGAACGUCAAGGUCCAGAAUAUCGAGUAUUUGAUAGAUCAGCUCAUGUACUGCGUAGAGCAAAUCCAGGAAGGACAUCCAAAUAGCACUGGCAAGGAUGAUAAUGAUGAUAAUGAUGAAAAUGAUCGUGGUUACAAACAAAAACCUAAUUUGCUCGAUGAUAACGAAAUUGACCACGGCGACGAUGCUGGUUUUCUCGGUCAAGCAAAAAAUGAUGAAGAUGAAGAUACCAUUUCCACAUCAAAGACUCGUCCUUCUCCCUUGAACAGAGCAACCAUUAUUUCCGAGAUCUUUGCCUUAGACAUAUGGCUAAUCUCAGAAUCACUGGUCAAGAACACGAGUUAUCUUAACAAAAUAUGGGCCAUCCUGUACCAGCCAGACUUCUCAGUCAACAAUUCAAGUUUGGUACCAAUAUUCCUCAAAAUCAAUCAAAAUUUAUUGAGUACAAGACAAGACCAGUACCUCAACUUCAUUCGGUCCAAAACGACACUUGUGGAGGACCUCUUGCAGCAUGUCGAGGUUUCGGUUCUCAUGGAUUUCUUGCUCAAGAUAAUAUCAACGGACAAGCAAGAAAGUCCUUCCGGCAUUAUAGAGAUGGUUCGUGAACAGCAAUUAAUAAACCGUCUUCUAAGUUAUCUGGACAACGAGAAACAUGCUCCUGACGUUCAAGCUUGCGCUGGAGAUCUCCUUAAAGCUGUGAUAACCAUAUCAGCAAACGCACCUCUUGAUGACAUGUCGAUUGGUCCCAACUCAUUGACGAGACAGCUUGCGUCAGAGGAGUGCAUGCUGUUUCUCUUGAAUACGAUUGUUAAAAAAAGAGGAAAUGCACUGAUGAACGCAGUUUCAAUUGUUAUUGAGCUGAUACGAAAAAACAACUCGGAUUACGAUCAAGUCAAUCUUUUGUCUACAAGUCUAGACACUCAUCCACCCUCCAUGAGAGAUCCAAUUUAUCUUGGAACGAUGUUAAGGCUGUUUACAUCCGGUUUAGCAUCCAUUUUCCAGAUUUUGAUUGACAUCGAGAACGAUGCCGAUGGCAGAGAACUUGAGAACCAAUUGGGAGAGAAAUUCAAACCUCUAGGAUUUGAGAGGUUUAAGGUGGUAGAAUUGAUCGCGGAACUUCUGCACUGUUCCAACAUGGGCCUGCUCAACUCAAAAAGGGCCGAGCGCAUAGCGAAAGAGAGGAGCGAGGCGAGGAGGACCAUGGCAAUGCAGCUGCAAGAUGCAUUAGUAGAUCUCGAUCUACAAGAUAACGAAAAUACAAUCGAUCCUUUCGAACCUAAUGACAACACCUUGGACGAGGAUGUUGAUGAAUCUUUUGACAUACCCUAUAUCAACUCAAAUCAAAACGCGAAGCUAAGAGAGAACUCUACAAUUGGUGAUUCAUUUAAGAUUGAGUUAUAUGACAACCAAAUUUUGCCGAAAAUUGUCCAGUUGUUCUUACAAUAUCCAUGGAAUAACUUUUGGCACAACGUGGUGUUCGACAUCGUUCAGCAGAUAUUCAAUGGUAGAAUGGAUUUCUCCUACAAUUCAUUUUUGGUUUAUUCCCUUUUCGACAACAAGUCAGCCAAAGAGUUCAUGACGGGACCGCGACAACCUGUUGUCCACGAUUUCCAAAUAACACGAGAUCUCAUUCUUGAGGGCUACAAAAAAUCUUAUGCCUUCUACGAAAAGAACAAUACUGCUCUCGGAUAUAUGGGUCACUUGGUUUUGAUUGCCGAGGAAAUUGUCAAAUUUUCGAAAGUGUACAAGGUUGAGCUGAUUUCUCCUGAUAUACAAACGGUAUUACAAGCUGAGGAUUGGAUGUUUUAUUCUGAGGAUGUUUUGAACGACACAAGAAUCAUGUACUCCAAGAUCCUUGGAGGCAAUGAUUAUAUGGAAGAAACCAACGACGAUGUGGAUGCCACCAAUGACGAUGAUGAUACGUACUCGAAUGCUGGCUCUCAGCUUGGGGGAAAUUUAAUAAGUGUGAAUGACUUAACUCAGGAUUCUAACGCUUCGCUUUCCAAUUUCGCUACUCAAACUGACUUGCACAUGAAGAUGAGGAAAAAGCUGAUAGAACAAUCUCAGGAAGAAGUUGAUCGUCGCAAUAAUGACAAGGGUGUCAUAAUUUUGGGCACGGCACCAGAAACGGAAGCACCAUAA